Messenger RNA from Prosopis cineraria, 1011 nucleotides. Its product is annotated as probable aquaporin NIP7-1. Gene Ontology annotation, biological process: transmembrane transport. NCBI's taxonomy places the organism in Eukaryota, Viridiplantae, Streptophyta, Magnoliopsida, Fabales, Fabaceae. Gene Ontology annotation, molecular function: channel activity. The record is from RefSeq and is a predicted model, not a curated record. The transcript is spliced from 5 exons. The coding region runs from base 89 to 883 and encodes 264 amino acids. Gene Ontology annotation, cellular component: membrane.
GAAACAACUAUCACCUGAGAAUUCAAGUGAUGCAUCAAGCAACAUUAGUCUCUCCAUAAAUGACAAGGAGAUUGGUUGCACUAAUGCAAUGCCCAAUUCUAAGCAACAAUAUAUUCUGGUGAACAACUAUACUCUCCACAGCUCACCUAUCAAACUUGACCUGAAUUAUGUUCGCAUGGCCGUGGCAGAAAUGGUGGGUACUUUCAUUCUGAUGUUCUGUGUGUGUGGAAUCAUUGCAAGCACACAAUUGCAAAAUGGACAAGUAGGCCUCCUAGAGUAUGCAGCUACAGCAGGAUUAACAGUUAUUGUGGCAAUCUUCUCAAUAGGGCCAAUCUCUUGUGCCCACGUUAACCCAGCUGCCACAAUAGCUUUUGCAACAUUCGGUCAAUUUCCAUGGUUGAAGGUUCCAAUUUAUAUACUCGCCCAAACAAUGGGUUCUGUGUUGGCAACAUAUAUUGGUAGCCUCGUCUAUGGCAUUAGAUCAGAUGCCAUGAUGACAAGGCCAAUCCAAGGACCUAUCUCUACCUUUUGGGUGGAGCUUAUUGCAACUUUCAUCAUAAUGUUCCUGGUUGCAGCCUUGACAAGUGAACUUCAAUCAGUGGGUCAUUUAUCUGGUUUUGUUGUUGGAAUAGCUAUUGGACUUGCAGUGUUGAUCACCGGACCUGUUUCAGGGGGAUCAAUGAAUCCUGCAAGAUCAUUAGGCCCAGCAAUUCUGUCAUGGAAAUUCAAGGACAUAUGGAUAUACAUCACAGCCCCCAUAAGUGGAGAUGUAGCAGGUGUUCUAUUGUUUCGUUUUCUGCGUCUCAAACACCAACCUUGCACUACUUUUUCCUCCCCAAGCACAACUCACGAUGACCAUUCCACAACCUUGUACCCAAGCUAGUGUGUGAAGGCAUUGCAGAAUCGACGUAACUGCAGAAUUGUGUCAAUUAAUUGUGUCGUUGAAUUCUUCACUGUCCUUUUUUCACCUGUUUCUAGGGAGGAGUAGGCCCUUGAUUUUGUUGGAACAGA